AUGUCUUAUCCCGAAUCUGAGUCCGUCAAUUCAACUUUGGAGACUGAACCCGUUCUGGAGACACCUCCCACCUCUGGGGAUGCUGUGUCGGAGUUGGACGGCGAAGAAGUUGCAGCCGAGACCUCUGACGCAGCAAUCGCACCUGUGGAGCAGAAACCUCUGCCAACCAAAAAAGAUUUCCCUACACUAGGCUCUGGCGCCUUCUUAGCUGCCACCAGCAAAGUCUCGUGGGGCCCUAACAUGAAAUCUGACGCCUCCAGCUCGUCAUCUGCGUUCAACUCAGCCACCCAGUCUCGGUCCACCACUCCUGGUGCCUCCUUCCAGGCCAAACCAGCCCGCUCACAGACUAUCCAGGAAGCAUUCUCGCUCGACCUGCAAUCGCAGGUCGCAAUCGCCAAACCUGAUUUCUCCAAGAUCGUUCAGAAGGUCAAGCAAACCCACAGUGUGUCUAUCGAGUCCACUUUGUCGAAACAAAGCCGUACGUUCUUGAUCUCCGGUAAACCAGAAGACGUUAAAGCCGCAAGAAGAGAGAUAGUUAAGAAACUAACGAAGCCCGUCACUGUCACUCUGCAGGUUCCUUCCAAGACAAGAUCAGUCAUCAUCGGCGCGGGUGGUAAAACCAUCCGUGGGAUUUCGGAUCCUUUGGAGGUCAGAAUCGACAUUGGCAAGGACGUCAACGAGGAUUCGUACGACGAAGACCUAGACGAUUCUUUGGUGGACAUCACUAUUCAUGGCGAUUUGGAGUCCGUGAGAAUCGCCCAAGAGAAGAUUCUUGCUAUUGUUAAAGAAGACACCAAGAAUGCCACCGUUAAGAUCAAUGUACCAGAUAAGAACUUGUCUCCCUUCAUUGACCUCGGAUUCCUAGAGAAAACUAUCGAAUCAAAGGUCGACGAAAAAGAGGGCAAAAUUCAGCUUUCCGGUUUGCGUGACGAUGUCCAAGCUGCGAAAACAUCGAUUCUUCAGUACUUGUCUGACCUAGCGACUCAGAUCAGAACUUUGAAGGUAACCAUCCCAACUAAGUUUCAAUUUUUGAUCGACGAUGCCUUGAUCAAACAGAACUUUAAUGUAAUUGUCAAAAUGCCUACAAUGGGUGAGGAGGAGGUUGCCUUUAUCGGCCCAGCUUCUAAGCUAGAUGAAGCCGUCACCUUUGCCAGAGAAAACUCGAAGAAAUAUAAAGUCGAGUCCCUAGAGAUUUCUAAAGCCCACGGUAAGGACCUGCAGCAUGCGAAGAACAUCGCCCUAUACUUUGCAAAAUACGACCUUCUAGGACCAAUAAAGAAUGCGCACGCUAACGUGCUCAUCGCUUUGCCUUCUCCUCAAGAGCUACAGAGUGCAGAUGCUGUCUUAGUCAGAAUCUCUUCCAAGAUUGAGCAUGCCGAAGAGUUGAAGGUUGUUCGCAAAGAAAUCAUUAACCUAGUGAACGAAUUGCCUACAUCUCAAGUUUUGGUCUUAGAUGACGUAGACUACGAGCUAUUCAGCAAAGAUAUCAAGCACUUCCUCUUGCAAGAAGAACAAAAGGCUGGAUUCGUUCAAUUGGGUGACUUUUAUGCCGAUGACGACAGAAUCAUCAUUGUAGCCCAACUUUCUGACGAGGACUUCAGACCUUCUGAUCCUGAACUGCAGCAAACCCUCAACGAAGUCAGUGCUGCUUUGGACCCUCUCCGCAGAAAGCAAGAGAAUCUAUCACAAGAGGUCAUCUCCAUGUCUUACGCGAAACAAGAGCAGUAUUUGACAGUCGGAAGUCUUACACGCAAGCUUGUUGAACAAGAUAUUGCUGCUAACGGUGGACAUGUUCAAUUCAAGCUUCACCGUCCAUCUGCCGAUUGUUUAACUGUUAGAGGUGACGGGAAGGCUGUCACAGCUACCGUCAACGCGAUUGAGUCUAUAUUGAGCCAUGAAGAUGAAAAAUACGAGAUCAAGUUCGGGGUUUCUUCGAACGCUGUUCCAAGAUUGAUUGGGUCGAAGGGCGCUAAUCUAAAUGCCAUUAGAGAGAAAUACCAAUGCAACAUCGACGUUGCCGCAAUCUCCAAUGACAACGUUACGGAAGUGACUGUUGUUGGAUUGAAGUACGCUGCAGAGCACGCCAAAGCUUACCUGGUUUCCGAGUCUAAGAAAUGGGCCGACGUGAUCACCAAAGAGUUGAAUGUUUUGCCAAAAUUCCGUGGUAAGCUGAUCGGCUCCCAAGGUGCUUACCGCACUCGCUUGCAAACUAAGUACAAUGUUUUCAUCCACUUCCCAAGCGAGGGCGAAACCAAGGGUGUCACCAUUAAUGGUCCUUCCCGUGGGGUUGCCAAGGCAUAUGAUGAACUCAAGGCUCUUUUGGACUUCGAAAUUGAGAACGGACACACCUCUAUCAUCAAAGUUCCUACUGAGCACGUUGCCCGUGUUAUUGGUAAGGGCGGUGAGAUGAUUAACGAUAUCAGAGCCGACUUUGGCGUGGAGAUGGACUUUCUACAAAAGACGAGUGAUGCCAAAGCUGCUGCUUCAGGAGAGGUUGAACUUGAAAUCACUGGUUCCAGACAGGCCAUUAAGAGCGCCACUGAAAGAGUUCAGGCCAUUGUUAAAGAGGCCUCUGACGUUGAGUCCGAGUCUUUUGAAGUCAAUCCUGACUAUAUCAAGGACAUUGUUGGUGCUGGCGGCCGUGUUCUUAAGGAGUUGAUUUCUAAAGCUGGGGGUGACGAAGUCAGAAACAAGUCCGUGGAUAUCCCAGACGCUAAAUCGCAAGAAAACAAAAUUGUUGUACAAGGUCCUAAGGCAUUUGUGAAAGCGCUAGUGAAGGAAAUCAAAACUAUUGUUGCGGAAAGAGAAAACUCUAUUACCAAAGAACUAGAAAUUCCAUCCGACAGAGUUGGUGCACUUAUCGGCCCCGGUGGCUCAGUGCGUCGUCAGUUGGAAUCCGAAUUCCGGGUCAGACUGUUGCUGCCAGAGAUCGGUGAUAAGAGUCGCAAGGUUGAAAUCUCAGGUCUUUCAGAGAACAUUGCUGCUUGCGAAAAGAAGAUAUUUUCUACAAUCAUUAGGGACACCUGCGACCUUGAGAUCAGUGUUCCUGCAUCUUAUCACGAAUUUGUAUCUGAGAAAGGUGCUUUCAUCCAAAAACUCAGAUCCGACUUCUUCGUUAACGUGAAAUUCGGCAAUGCAAACGGUAAGGCUAACAAGUUGGCUCGUUCCCGUCUAUCUAUUCCUACAGAAAACGUCGUCGGUACUGAGGAAGAGAGCAUCAAGUUCACACAGGAGGAAAUUCCAAUUGAGUUGGAUGAAGCUCAAGGCUCAAUCCCAUGGAGAUUGUCGUAUGAGCCAGUUGAUUUGUCUGACAUUUUGACACCAGAAGAGCAGGCUGCUGAGAGUCAGCCAAAGAAGGAAGAGGUUUUGGUUCAGGUCCAGAAGCUGAUCGAAGCUCGUAUCGAGCUUGCUCCACAGGCCUCCGUUGUUGGUUACUUGUGGUCGAAGAAGCCACAGGACUUUAGAAAGGUUGUAGGCUCCAUGGGUUCCAACAUCAAGAAGAUAAGAGAGGCUACUGGUACUCUGAUCAAUGUGCCAAAGAAGGGCGACAAGAUCACGGACGUCAUUUACAUCAGAGGUACCAAGACCGGGGUCGAGAAAGCUGCUGAAAUGAUCACCAAGAAGCUCAAAAACUGA
Molecule: messenger RNA, 3636 nt
Organism: Lachancea meyersii CBS 8951
Lineage: Eukaryota; Fungi; Ascomycota; Saccharomycetes; Saccharomycetales; Saccharomycetaceae
Source: the annotation of a GenBank genome assembly